UCAUUUGCCCAUCACUGUGUUGCAGCAAGUACACUCCUUCCCAACAACCCCUGAAGCGGUGUACAUAGUGCUAACAGCUUGCAGUUCAAAAGUGAAACUGACCACGUCACAAAGUAUUUGCAUUCCGACCAAAAACACAACAAUAACGCAACAUAAUGAGCAAAGUGACAUUUAAAAUAACGCUAACAUCGGAUCCUAAACUGCCGUUUAAAGUGCUCAGCGUACCAGAGGCGACGCCCUUCACCGCCGUGCUCAAAUUCGCCUCCGAGGAGUUCAAGGUGCCCGCGGAGACGAGUGCUAUCAUCACAGACGACGGCAUUGGAAUCAGUCCUCAACAGACAGCUGGCAAUGUGUUCCUCAAGCACGGCUCCGAGCUGCGUCUGAUUCCUCGAGAUCGCGUCGGUCACUAAACUAAUUUACUCCCCUUUAUCCGUUAAAAUAAAUCGAGAUUUGUAAUCCCUUAAACAAAAAAAAGAAAA
Drosophila sulfurigaster albostrigata is the source of this 479-nucleotide messenger RNA. It is a transcript of the gene Ufm1, whose product is annotated as ubiquitin-fold modifier 1. Lineage: Eukaryota; Metazoa; Arthropoda; Insecta; Diptera; Drosophilidae. Gene Ontology annotation, cellular component: cytoplasm; nucleus. The coding region runs from base 156 to 410 and encodes 84 amino acids. The record is from RefSeq and is a predicted model, not a curated record. Gene Ontology annotation, biological process: protein K69-linked ufmylation. The transcript has 2 exons.